UUUUCUACUUUAUAUAACGAGGAAAAUAUAUUUUUUAAUUAUAAAAAAAAAAAGAAGAAAAAACCGAUUAUAUUUAUAUUGCUAAUAUAAUUGUAAAUAUAACGAGAUUUUUUAAAAAGCAUCAAUUGUAAUGAAGUUGAUUCUGUAAUAUUUGAUAAUAUUCGACGAAUAAUUGAGAAGAAAAUCUUACAAUUAAAAAUAAAUCUUCUUAAGUUUGUAACAUUAACAAUUAAAAUGCCUAGUUCUUAUUUAUAUGCUAUAAACAAUGAGGGACGUGUAUUUGGCUUAUCAACGUCAGGUACUAUGUGGCGUGAAUUUAUGUAUUUAGGACUUGAAUUUAAACAACUUUCAGCCGUGCCUCAUUUUAUGUGGGCAAUUGGCGGUGAUCGUCAAGUUUACGUUCACGUUCACGGCUUAGAUAUACCUAUAAGAAUUAAAGAGGAAACUUAUGAAAAUGAGCGUUGGCUACCUUUAGACGGAUUUAGUGGACGUUUAUUACCAACAGAUAGAUAUAAUUUUUCUAAUCAAGAUGGUACUGUCGAUCGCAGUCGAGAUAAAGUUAAACUUCCAUCUAUGGCUUGGCAAUGGGAAGGAGAUUGGCACAUUGAAACAACGCUGGAUGGUCAACCAUUAGAUCACGAUGGCUGGACAUACGCAGUUGAUUUUCCAGCAACAUAUUCAGCGAAAAAACAAUGGAAGUCUUGUGUCAGAAGGCGCAAAUGGGUCCGAUAUAGAAGAUACAGUGCUAUGAACUCAUGGUGUGCUAUUGCACCACUUCACAAAGAUCCAACCAAAGAACCAUUUAUCGACGUAGCUGUCGGUGGAAAUCAAAUGCCUGGUGGUAAUCCUGGUGGUUUAGUAGUCUGGGCGGUAACAGCUCAUGGAAGGGUGAUGUUCCGCGUUGGAACAAGUACAACAUGUCCCGAAGGCCAAAGAUGGAGUUCUAUUAAAUUAAAUAAUGGACAUGAGGUCUGUCAAAUAAGUGUAGGAGUGACGGGUCUUGUUUGGGCAAUUCUUUUAGCCGGAAAAGCUAUCAUUCGUACUGGGAUUACCCGAGAGAAUCCAAUGGGUGAUGAUUGGACAGAAGUGGAACCACCGCAGAAAGAUUUAAGAUUAAUACAAGUUAGUGUAGGUACAGAUGCUGUUUGGGCAGUUACACACGAUGGUAAUGUAUGGUUUCGGAAAGGUAUUAAAGGUGAGAUGAGCGGCGUGUGUGAACAAUUAGCAGCUGGAACUGGAUGGGUUGAAAUGGGAAGCAAAAUGGCAUUGGUAUCUGUUGCUCCGAACGAUCAAGUUUGGGCUAUCGGUUAUGAAGAUAGAUGUCUUUAUUAUCGUAUGGGUAUAACACGAUCAGAAUUAACAGGGAAAAAAUGGAGAUUAAUUAAUGCUCCUCUUCAAUUAAGUAGAGCCAGUAGCAAUGCGAGUUUAUCCUCGAGUAAUAGACAUAGUAUGUGCGGUACACCACAACAACAACGUCAUCAAAGUUGGAGCUCUUUAAAUCGACCUCAUAGUACUAGCGAAGGAACAACAUUGGUUAGAGAAUGGGAGGAACAAUCAAGAUCAGCACCAACGCCAACAUCUUUGAAGUUAUGGCAACGUACUAAUGAUACUGCGGUUACUAAAAAUUCUCAACAAACAUCUUGCCAGGAUAUAUAUACUACGGAAGAGAAAAAACGUUCGGCAAACUCAUUAAAUAUGAGUGACUACACGGAAACAAAUGUAGCAAAUAUAACUAUAUCAAAUGAAUCAUUAACUAAAACUGGGGAAUCUAUAGUUGUCUCUGGUAAAGGUAUGAGCAGUACAGUCAAGGUCAAUCCAGCUGCUUGGAGUCCUGUACAUUCUGUUGGAUCUAUGGUCGGUAUAGAAGCACAUCCAGAAACAGACGGGAGUAUAUUUGAUCCUGAUUUAACUGGUGAUUCUGGUGUAUACGGAGAGGACGAAAGUGCGGCAAUAGUUUAUUGGGCUGAAUGCGAUGCCUCGUGGUACAAAGUAGAAGCCGGUGCAUGUUAUAUGGAUUUAUUAAAUCCACCAAAAUGGAUUUCAGAUAGCAAUGGUGUAACGCACGGAGAAAUUGCUGAACCAUGGAGGAUACACAUCUUGGAGGAAUUAAAAAAUAGAUUGAAAGGGAUAGAUUUAGAUUUAUCUAAGUAUGAGAAAGCUAUAGAAAAAUCAUCUUGGGUUAAAAAUGGUGAUGCAAGAUGUAAAGUUAAAGGUAGUAGCAUGUACGAGGAUUGUAUUAUUGAAUUAGAAUGGAUAAGUAACGAUAGCGGAUCAUUGGAUUCUGGAACUUUAACAAUUUUAAAUUCCGAUGGUGCUACAAUUCUAAUGCAAUUUCCAAUAUCUGAGAUAACUUGUGUUGUUUGCUGCAGCGAACCAGGCAAUCCGCGUAUAGCUAUUCAUACACCAAAAUUAAUACGCUCUAAAGUUCUUACAUUACAAUUUGCAAGUGAUACGGAUAUGGAAGAUUGGCUGGCACAUUUAACUUCUGUAUCUUGUCAGACAAAUAAUAUCUAUGGAAAGCCAAGUCCUAAUUCAAUUUGGAUCACCAAUGCAUUAGGAGAUGUUUACGUAUAUGAUCCUGCGAUAAUAGAGGAAAAUCAAUUUUCCGAAGACGUUUAUGUACAGGAAUUAGAUGCCGCUGGUAAAGAUUUACCGUUCGAAAGUAUAUUACAAAAUAGUUUUGGAUAUGGGAGUUCAUUAAAAAUAACAGUAUGCAUUCACGACGAUGCCGACAGACUUUCAUUUAAUUUAGUAUGUUAUACGACAACAUCUUUGAAACAAAAAGGUAUUACGGAUUGUCACGACGUGGCAUUGCAUUUUAAUCCACGACUUAAAGAAAAUUUAAUAAUAAGAAACACGUAUCAGAAUGGACAAUGGGGCGACGAAGAAAGAAACGGUGGGAGUCCAUUAAAACCAGGCUCUGAUUUUAUAUUAAAUAUUGUUUGCGAAGAACGAGGAUAUAGAAUUUUUAUUAACGACACGGAAUAUACAUUUUACAGUCAUAGAAUAUCACCACAAAAUAUUACACAUUUACGAAUAAAAGGAUUAAUGACGUUGUGCAAUAUUCUAUAUAAAUCUAGGUCAAUUAUAAUCGAACCAAUAACAAUGUUUUGGAGACAAAUGGGUGGACAUUUGAAAAAAGUUGAAACAUGUUCUGUCGGUGUUACAUGGGGUAUAGGAUACGAUAAUACUGCCUGGGUAUAUACUAAUGGUUGGGGAGGAACUUUUUUGAAAGGAUUAGGAACUUGUAAUACAGGAAUAAAUACUAUGGUAGAUAUACAUAAUUAUUUUGUCUAUGAAAAUCAACGUUGGAAUCCAGUAACAGGAUAUACUUCUCAUGGUCUUCCUACGGAUCGUUACAUGUGGAGCGAUGUAACUGGUCGUCAUAAACGAACACGGGAACAUACGAAAUUAUUAUCAAUGCAUUGGCAAUGGAUAUCCGACUGGAUUACUGACUUUCAUACUCCCGGAGGUGUUGACAGAGAUGGAUGGCAAUAUGCCACAGAUUUUCCAUCGCAAUAUCAUGGGAAAAAACAAUUUACUGAUUACGUAAGAAGAAGAAGAUGGUAUAGAAAAUGUCAACUUAGUACGAGUGGUCCUUGGCAAGAGUUAGGAAAUACGAAAUUAGUUGAUGUCUCUUUAUAUACGGCUAGUAAACCCGGUGAAGAUUCUCUUAUACAUGUAUGGGCAGUAGCAUCCAAUGGGGAAGCUUUAUUUAGACGUGGUGUUUCUGAAUCUUGUCCAAUGGGUGUAUCAUGGGAACAUAUACCAAGCGAUCAACCAUUAAUAGGUAUUUCUUGUGGACCAAAUGGACAGGUUUGGGCAGUUGGAAAAAAUGGUUCUUCUUAUUGGAGACUCGGUGUUACCCUAACUAAACCAACAGGUCUGCAAUGGCAAAAUGUUGAACCACCAUCAGGAGCUCAAUUGAAACAAAUCUCAGUUGGGAAAGAUGUUGUAUGGGCUUUAGACACAACAGGUAGAUUAUCUAUUCGUCGUGAUAUACAAGCAAAUAUUUUCCCAGAGGGUAGUCAUUGGCAAACAUUGCCAGCAAUGCCAAAUGAUCCUAUUCAUAUAGAUAUCUCAGUUAUAAAUUCAAAGCAAGGGUUUAGACAUAUUUCUGUUGCCAAAGAUGAAGGACAAGUGUGGGCGGUUUCUGGUGCUGGUAUAAUAUGUCGAAGAAUUGGUGUAACUAAUGAAAAUCCAGCGGGAACAGGUUGGGCAACUGGUAUAGGGGCAAAUUGGCAGCAUGUAAGCACUGGAGGUAUAAUAAAUAGAAGAAAUUAAUUGCUUAUAAAAAAAAUUUUUCAAAUAUGUUUUCAUUAUGUAUAUAUAUAUAUAUAUAUAUAACUUUAUAUAUAUAUAUAUAUACACACACAAGGUAAAUGACGAAUAGUAUGAAAAUUUCAUACAUUAACUACAUUCCAUAUAAUACAGAAAAGUAUUAUUUUUUUAAUUUUUUAUUUUUUUUUUUUUUAUUUUUUUUUAUUUUAUGUAUUUGAUAAUUAUUUAUAAUAUAUAAAAUAAUAAAUUAUUUUAAUAUAUUAUUGUUAGUCGUAUUUGUAACAUAGAUUUGCUUUUAUGCAAGUAAAUAUGUAUAAUGACAAAUGGAGAAUUAUUUAUUUAAAUAUUCUUUCAAAUUGUAGAAUCGAAAUAUACUUAUUUAAUUUAUAAUCAUACUAUUUUUACAAACUAUAGGUCUUAGAGAAUAAAAAAAAAAGGGAUCAGAUUUUGCAACUGGGAAAUUCUUAGAAUGAAAUAUAAUUUAUAAUAUGAAUAAUUUAAAUAUUUUAAAAAAUAAUAUCAACAUCACUUAAUAUAUAAUAAUCAUAAUUUUGAACAAUUUGUAUGUAUGAAAGCAGUAUGUAUUUUUGAAAAAUUAUGCUUGUGAUUAAUAAAUUGUGAUUAUCUUCUAUAUAAUGUACUGCAAUAAACACAAUAAUG
This is a messenger RNA of Vespa crabro (European hornet), 4941 nucleotides long. RefSeq names its product tectonin beta-propeller repeat-containing protein (gene Pex23). The coding region runs from base 235 to 4284 and encodes 1349 amino acids. Gene Ontology annotation, molecular function: carbohydrate binding. The record is from RefSeq and is a predicted model, not a curated record. The transcript has 12 exons. Gene Ontology annotation, cellular component: membrane. NCBI's taxonomy places the organism in Eukaryota, Metazoa, Arthropoda, Insecta, Hymenoptera, Vespidae.